Cladocopium goreaui is the source of this 420-nucleotide messenger RNA. The record is from the annotation of a GenBank genome assembly. Lineage: Eukaryota; Dinophyceae; Suessiales; Symbiodiniaceae.
AGCCUUUGGGCUGGUGGAGGAGCCACUCUAGUCCGCCAUGGGAGGAUGAAAAGCCAUGGACUAUGGCAAUCUGUUAAUAGCAUGUUGAGAUGGAUGAUGGGCACCAACAAGGUGCAGGUGGAGUUCUUCGUGAUGUCCAAGUGCCCAGAUGCAAAGGCCUGCGAGGAUAGCUUCCUACCAGUCUUGCAGGAUCUGAGAUCGUUGGUCGAUCUCAAGUUCACCUACAUCGGAAGUGCAGAGGGCCAAGAAGUGCAGUGCAUGCACGGCCCGUCGGAAUGCGAGGGCGACAAGCAGCGCCUCUGCAUCCAGCAGGUGGCAUCUGUGGAGCACCUCAUCUGCGCAGUGUCAGGAUAGAGACCAGUCGGCCAUCGCCAGCAAUGGGGAGGCCUGUGCUAAAGAGAGUUCAUUUCUCAAAGAGGA